UAUUUCCCCAGGGACAACAAACAUCGAUCUGUACCUUUACAGACGGUACAGAGCGGAACAUUUUCUUUUUCACGCAAUAUAAUCUUUUUUCCUGGGAAACAAAUUAAAAACUUACUGACCAUCCACGUUGGCAGAAUGAAUUUGUUUUUUUCCAUAUUUGGUUUCUUUGUUGAUUGGGAUUUAAAGAGUCUGCUGCUGUUUGCAGUUGUUUUCAUCAUCACUGCGGAUUAUGUUAAAAACCGUCGACCACUUGGUUUCCCUCCAGGACCCAGAGCUCUACCAAUUGUUGGAAACAUAUUUACAUGGGACCAAAACAGGCCCCACGAGAAGCUGAUUGAGUUGGCAAGGACUUAUGGAGAUGUAUACAGUCUAAGAUUUGGUCAGCAAUGGGUAGUGGUGUUAAAUGGAUUUGAUGCUAUGAAGGAGGGUUUGGUUGUAAAUGGAGACAGCAUGGUGGACCGCCCAGUUCUUGCUUUGCAGGAUGAAAUAACAGGCGGAUUAGGUGUUAUAUUCAGUAAUGGAAACAUCUGGAAACAGCAGAGACGCUUUGCUCUUUCAACCCUCAAAUACUUUGGGUUCGGGAAGAAGUCUCUUGAGCCUGUCAUCCUGGAUGAAUUCACACAUUGCGCGGAAGAGAUCCGAGCCUAUAAAGGAAAGCCUGUCAAUCCACAUCUCAUCAUCAACAAUGCCGUUUCCAACAUCAUCUGUCAACUGGUCUUUGGUCACCGCUUUGAGUACGGGGAUGAGAAGUUCAUGAAACUGAUGCUGCUGUUUGACCAGGCACUCCAUAUUCAAACUUCUACUUGGGCACAGCUCUACAAUUCCUUUAAUCUGCUGAUGAGAUUGUUGCCAGGUCCACAUCAGACCGUCAAACAGAUCUGGUACGAUGUGAAGAAGUUCAUACGAGAAGAGCUGAACCAGCACAAGAAGAACUGGGAUCCUUCAAACAGCAAAGAUUACAUUGACUGCUACCUGCAGGAGAUUGAAACGAAUAAAGCGCAGAAUGACAACACAUUUGAUGAAGAAAAUUUGAUCAUGUGUGUCCUGGAUCUGUUUGUGGCUGGAUCAGAAACCACAUCCACCACCCUGAGAUGGGCAUUUCUCUUCAUGGCUAAACACCCUGAAAUCCAAGAAAAGGUCCAAGCAGAGAUAGACAGAGUAAUUGGACAGUCCAGACAGCCGUCUAUGGAGGAUCGUGCCAACCUUCCCUACACAGAUGCCGUAAUCCACGAGAUCCUUAGGAUGGGCAACAUAACCCCUCUUGCCUUGCCACACUCUACCAACAAAGAAGUCCAGCUAGGAGGUUACACCAUCCCAAAGGAAGUGCUGAUAAUCCCAAAUAUAGCUUCAGUGCUGUUUGAUAGGAAAGAAUGGGAAACACCUUUCACCUUUAACCCGUCACACUUCCUGAAUGAGAAGGGCAAGUUUGCAAAAAAAACAUCUUUCAUCCCUUUCUCUGCUGGAAAGCGUCUGUGUCUGGGAGAAAACCUGGCCAGGAUGGAACUUUUCCUCUUUUUCACGUCCUUCAUGCAGCACUUCACUUUCUCAAUGCCGGCUGGAGUAAAAGUUGUGAUGGAUUACCGCGCAGGCGUCACUCUGGCACCAAAACCAUAUAAAAUCUGCAUAACACCACGCUAAGACCAACGUUUUCAUUAUUUUAAAGAAACACAGGAGCAAAAAACAUACCUGCCAUGCGUUUCUGACCACAAACAUCUCUACACGAGUCAGGUGGACAGUAACCAAUUUCUGCUGUUUAAAUGCAUACUGUGAAAUUUGUUUUUUUUUUCAAUUGUGAACACUUCUACAUAAUUGCAGAUUUUGUUUAGAAGAGUGUCUUACAGAAAAAAAUACCUAGAAAAAACAAUUUCAGGUAGUUUUGGGAGAGCGAUCAAGCCAUUUCGCAAUGAUUUGGUGUUCAUCAUUCAGCAAACAAGCACAAUGAUUGACAUACUGAAAAUCGAAAAAACAUUUUUAAUCUUUCAAUGUGUGAAUACAAAUUCCUCCAGAAUUGGGAGAAAAUGCAAAACAAACCAAUAACUACACCUAGGCAUUUAGAGGCCACAAACAAGUUUUCAGUUAAAAAAUAAUAAAAACAGACGUUUUAUGAUUGCAUAGGUGUAAAAAAAAAAAAAAAAAAAAAAAAAAAAAUGAACAUGUAUGUUUCAGAGAGAGACGAUCUAAAGUGAAGGAGAACCUCAUCAGCAUUUUUCAGAAAAAUUAAUAGGAACAUUGCUGUAUUGACUAUUUGUCCCAAAAACUUAAUUCCAAAAUCGAAAAAAUUCAAAUCUCAAAGGUGAUCAAAGCAAAAUGAAAUAAACUCAAACAGUCAAUACUGUGCAUCAUGGGUUCUGGUUUACGCAGUCCAA
Messenger RNA from Xiphophorus couchianus (Monterrey platyfish), 2366 nucleotides. Its product is annotated as cytochrome P450 2J6-like. Gene Ontology annotation, cellular component: cytoplasm; intracellular membrane-bounded organelle. Gene Ontology annotation, molecular function: oxidoreductase activity, acting on paired donors, with incorporation or reduction of molecular oxygen, reduced flavin or flavoprotein as one donor, and incorporation of one atom of oxygen; iron ion binding; heme binding. Gene Ontology annotation, biological process: xenobiotic metabolic process. The record is from RefSeq and is a predicted model, not a curated record. NCBI's taxonomy places the organism in Eukaryota, Metazoa, Chordata, Actinopteri, Cyprinodontiformes, Poeciliidae. The transcript has 9 exons. The coding region runs from base 136 to 1638 and encodes 500 amino acids.